Rhipicephalus microplus (southern cattle tick) is the source of this 4932-nucleotide messenger RNA. Its product is annotated as F-BAR domain only protein 2. The record is from RefSeq and is a predicted model, not a curated record. Lineage: Eukaryota; Metazoa; Arthropoda; Arachnida; Ixodida; Ixodidae. Gene Ontology annotation, biological process: clathrin-dependent endocytosis; clathrin coat assembly. Gene Ontology annotation, cellular component: cytoplasm; plasma membrane; clathrin-coated pit.
UCUCGUCGAGUCUCGUUUUGUGCUCUCGUUCGCGUUGCCUGCUGCUGCUGCCGUUGUGGUGGUAGGCAGGUAGUGGUGGUGCUGGCCUGUGUGUGAUAUUUCGCUAACGCCAUCGGUGAAUCGGAACUCGACCCUCCUUCCCCCACCCUACGACAAGACGGCAGCGAGGAAUUUUCGCUUUACUCCUCCUCACGGCACCAUUCCCAUGCCUCCAAAAUGACUGUGGACUUCCGCGACUACUUCUGGGGAGAAAAGAACAAUGGCUUCGAUGUGCUGUACCAUAACAUGAAAUAUGGCUAUCUCGCGGCCAAAGACUUGGCGGAGUUCUUCCGCGAGAGGUCCCUGGUGGAGGAGUCCCACUCGAAGCUGCUGUCGAAGCUUGCCCGCCAGGCAGCCGGCUCCUGCUCGACGGGCACCUUUGGACCUUUAUGGGGGGUGCUGCGCUCCACCUCCGAGAAGCUCUCCUCUCUUCAUGCACAGAUGGUGGCGCAGCUGCAAGACCUGGUCCGGGAGGUGCAACGCUACUGCGAGGAGCAGCACCGGCGGCACAAGCAGGUGAAGGAGGAGGAGGCACCCACGCUAGAGGUGGUGCAGGGCCUGCAGCAGACCACGGGGGCACUGGCCAAGGCCCGAGAGGCCUAUGCCGCCCGAUGUCUCGAGUUGGAGAAGCUCAAGCGGGAGUCCUCUCCGAAGGACCUGGACAAGGCGGAGGCCAAGGCACGCAAGGCAUGCGAGGAGUACCGGCAGCUAGUGGAGCGGCACGGUGUGGUGCGGGCGGACUUUGAGCGGCGCAUGGCCGGAUCGUGCCAGCGGUUCCAGGAGCUUGAGGUGGGCCACCUUCAGCACAUGAAGGAGUUCCUGGCAGGAUACGCACGCGUCCUCGACAGCAGCCACGCCCUCGUGGGGCAGGUGCACGCCGAGUUCCGGCAGCAGUGUGAUGCCCUGGACAUAGACACGUUAUUGCGGCAGUUUGCAGACGCUCGCCAGACGGGUUCUGAAAAGCCAGAGGUGAUCACCUUCGAGGAGCCCGAUCCGAGCCUGCAGCUCACGCCGACGAACGCGGCCACCACGGGGUCGCCGCCGUUCUUCACGACGUCCACACCCGCGCCGUCCGCGUCUGGCGCCGAGAACGGUCCCGUGCUGCCGGCCGACUUCUGCCCGACGUCGGCAGCGGCAGCGGCGCAGUCUUCGGCCGCCACCAAUGGUCCGCAGGCGCCGGCGGCCAAGAAAGAAGGCGCAGGAGUCGAUGCCAACGGCAGCCAAGCCAACUCCACAGCUGCCCCCAAGAGAGAGUCCCUUGCCCGAACCUCGCUGCGAUCUUCUAAAUGGUUCUUGAGAACCAAGUGGGAACGGCAGAAAGAAAAACGCAAGCGAAAGAAGGAGAUGUCUUCCAAGGACGCGUCGACCACGAGCGGAGAGGCGGCACGAGUCGCUCUGGGCCGAGCCGGCGGCAGUGGCACCCUGCACGAACCGUCGCCGCCCUGCGAACGUAGCACGCUCCGGCGGCUCUCGGUCGAACAGCCUCGAGCCACCUCUGACCUCGAUUCACUCUUCCACGUGCCGGUCUGCACGGCAACCACGGCAACCACUUCGGUGGUGCCGGUGCCCACCAGAGACAGCAAGGAAUCUGAAGAACAGAACGCCGAAGUCGACGAAGAAGGUUAUACAGUACGGCCAUCAUCGGAGCGUCACAAAGAAAAUGACAGGGACAGUUUUUAUUCAAGUUCAGACGGUGAUUCAGACGAUGAAGACCGCGACCGAAGGAUCCACAUAGAAAUCAAGCCGCUGAGCAACGGGGCGCCAAUGAGUGCAAGCGUUGACGAACUGCGUGCCACUAUUGGCUCGUUAUCACUGUCACCGAUUCCCCAGCACUCUAGUCGGAGGCCAGAAACGCUGUACAUCAGGCACAAGGCACGGAGAGCGUACAACAGCGCCUCGUCUACGCCAGACGAAGCACCCAAGAGGCCAGCAAACCAAAGUUCAAAGGACAGCGGCGGCAUAGGCAGUGGCACAGAAGCCGACAUGCUUGGCUUGUUUCCACUGGACGCGAGUGCAUCAACGCCAACCACGAGACUUCAAAGUCCACUGGGCCAGGGUGAGCCCGCAUCACAGCCUUCCGCGUCAAGCAGCGUGCCCUCCUGGGACCGAUAUGCAGCGUUGAGCGACUUGUUCAACGACAAGGCACCGGCAGAGUCGUCAAGUUCAGAGGCAGGCAAAGGGGCGACCACCAGCAGGGGAGGAACACCGACAAGUGCCUUCACAGGGCCUGCGUUACCGAGGCCGCCGUCUAGACGAUCGGAGGCUGUGCGGGGUCGGGCGUCACCGCUGCCCAUGAGUCGGACCGAGAGCGUGGGAAGCCUGAGCAGCGACUUCAAGACAACACCUAUGCCACUUGGUUCGUCGCGGGGUCCCUCCCCGCUCACCAUUGGCCUGAGCGACUCCAUACCGCUGGCUGUCGCCUUCCAGGAAGUGGUGCACGCUCGCUUCCGAGGAACUGACGAGACACUCUGUCAGGUGAAGCUUCUGGGUGACAUGAAGGUGUCCUUCCCGGCAGGCAUUGUGCAUGUGCUGACAAACAACCCAUCACCAGCAGCACUAACAUUCAGGGUCAACACUGCCCGCUUUGACAAUGUUCUACCCAACAAGAACCUCGUUACAUUAGAUGCGAGUCAGUCGACGAGUGACCGGUGCGUGUACGAGUUCAACAUGUCGGUGCUGACGGGCCUUCUGCGGCGGCAGCAUGAGCAGACGCCCUCGGCGUCCUACUUUAACAUCGACAUCCUCAAGUACCAUGUACGGGCCGGGCCUGGUGCCCGGUCAGCGCCCCUGCAUCUGGUUGCCUUCUGGAAGACGCAGGAGGACAACACUGACCUCAAGAUCGACUACGAGUACAAUGCCAAGGCCCUGAGCCUGCCGGCGGGCACAGGAGCAACCGGGUUGAGCCAGCCUGCAUCGGCGAACCCGGCCCCGUCGGCACCGGGGCUUCCACCGCUGACGGGACUGUGUCUGGGCGUGCCCAUGGACGGCGGCGUAACAAGUGUGCAGGCCAAGCCUCCGUGCAUUUGGAAUGGAGAGACCCAGCGAGCCCUGUGGAGGCUUAGCGACCCACUGGGUGGGACGGCGGGCGGUCAGCGGGGCGGGUCCUUACUGGCUCGCUUUGUCCUGACGCGGGGUCCCUCGACACCUCGGCCCCUGGAGGCGCGCUUCCUCUGCGAGGGAGCUACUCUGUCCGGUGCCAGCUUUGAGCUGAUUGGCCAGGGCUAUCGCGUGUCUCUAGUCAAGAGGCAAAUAUUGUCGGGCAAAUACCUAUGCGAGCCGUGACAUUUGCCCGCGACGGCGAUGACGGGCCGUCCUCUGCCACCUGUCCCCGCCUCCCCGCCGUCAAGCCCUGACGAACAAGACAGCAGCGCUCUGCAACCAACCAUGGUUGAGGUGGCGGCGACGCCCGUGCCGGUCGCUGGUCCGACCGACGAGCUUGUCGCCAUACUGCCUCCGCCUUCUUUCGAUCCCCCUCCUCCUCCCCCAACUCCGCCUCUCCCACUUCUCCACCGAAGACCUUCUUCCUGCGAUGUCCUGCAGCCUCCCAUCCCUCAAACCCGAGUCCCCGCCCCUGAAACUCCUCCUCCUCCCAUCUCUCAAACCCGAUGUCCCGCCCCCGAUGCCUCAUCCCCGCCCCAGCAGCAGCAACAGCACCAGGCCUCGCCUCCCCCCAUAUUCGCCCCGGCUCACAUCUCGGCCCUCACCGUCACCGUCGUCGCAGCCAGUGUUUUCUGUCUCGCCUUGCAAAUUGUGGCACUCUGGCGACGUAGCAGUUAGUAGGUCCUGGCGAAGUAGUCAACCUGCAAAAAGCCGCCACAAGAGGGGAGGGACGAAUAACGGCGAAAUUCUUGCCCGUUUUCGACGGUUCUUCACGCACGUACUGAGAUGAAAAGGAGUUUGAUGGAAGCAUACGUGCCCGCUCGUAGACAAAGUCGAAGCGAACGCUCUAGCGUCUCUUCGCUCGUAAAAACACUGGCAUCGCGCCCAUCCUAUUUUAUGCCACGGCGACUACCUCUGGAAGGUGCCCGUGGUAAACUAUGGUUGUGGUAGAUGCUUGUUAGAUAUUGACCUUUAUCUUCGACACAGCGCAAGCCGGAACUUGUUUUUUCGCUGAGUGGUGGCAGUAGUGGUAGCGGUAGCAGCAACAGCGUGGAUGCGACCAGCUUUCUCUGGCAAGCCACAUGGAAAAGUAUUUUUCUCCUUUUUCCCCCUUUUUUUUUCUUGCUUCCCCGCCGCUAACGGUGUAAUAUAGGUAGUACUGCCCAACGGUCGCACUUACGCUGCUGCAUUUCUCGCCAUGUAUUGUGUACAUAAAGAGGAUAUUUUUUAAUGACACUCGAUGCUUCUUUUUUUUGUUUUGGUUCUUCCUUAAGACUCCCGUGUGCUUUUGCCCAUGUUCUGCCUGUCGUCUGCCAGUUGCCAUUGCAGAUGAUGUGCGUUAGCAGACUAAUUAAUGACUGCAGUGUUACCAUUGCCACUGCUGUCACCUCGUCUGUGUCUUCAUCCCGCGUGAACUUGUAAAUAUUGCAGAUAAAAAAGAAAUCUAACAAACACCGCCUCGAGAACAGCCUGAGCUUGCUGCGUGCUCAUCAUGACCUUCCCCCUUUUAAUUAAAAAAAUAUUGCGUCGCUUCGUCGGCAAUUAUGUUGUUUUCUCUAGCCUUUAUCUUUUAUUUUUUGGAAUGAAUGCGUUGUUUAAAUGUACCAUUUGUUGUUGCUUGACAUUUGUCUAACCAUAAGUAUAUACAUAAAUGUAUACAUUAUAUAUAUAUAUUAUAUAUAUACACACCAUGUUGUUGAUUUGAUGGAAUGCUUUGCUUUACAUGAGCUACAAAAAAGUAAAAUCUCCGAAAAACAGCUUGUGGGGGAUGCAAUAAAAUUGCUGCCUUGCAGA